This is a messenger RNA of Cercospora beticola, 2598 nucleotides long. RefSeq names its product methionine--tRNA ligase MES1 (gene MES1). Gene Ontology annotation, cellular component: aminoacyl-tRNA synthetase multienzyme complex; cytosol. The record is from RefSeq and is a predicted model, not a curated record. Lineage: Eukaryota; Fungi; Ascomycota; Dothideomycetes; Mycosphaerellales; Mycosphaerellaceae. Gene Ontology annotation, biological process: methionyl-tRNA aminoacylation. Gene Ontology annotation, molecular function: ATP binding; methionine-tRNA ligase activity.
CCGAGACCAGCUCGAAACACGUCGUCGGCCACUUCUUUGACUUGACAAUACCACUGCCCAUACCAAACUCGCUCACCGAAACAACCUCACUCACAAGUUCUCACUGCGACCUCACCCUCCCGCCACCUCCACUCUCUCCGCCUACACCCCACUUCCACGAGAAGCACCCGCCGAGCACGCGACAUGAGCACGACAGCAGAUGGCAGCAAAAAGGUGAUUUUGCCAGAAGAUGGAAAGCGUAAUGUCUUGAUCACAUCGGCUCUGCCAUAUGUCAACAACGUCCCACACUUGGGCAACAUCAUCGGCUCGGUGUUGUCAGCAGACGUCUUCUCGCGCUACAGCAAAGCUCGUGGAGUACCUACACUGUAUGUCUGCGGGACGGACGAGUAUGGCACAGCGACAGAAACCAAAGCCAUAGAAGAAGGCGUCACACCUCAACAACUCUGCGACAAAUACAACAAACUGCACAAAGAAGUCUACGACUGGUUUGAGAUCGAGUUCGACCACUUUGGCCGAACACCCACCCAGCAGCAGACCGACAUCGCGCAAGACAUCUUCCUCAAGCUGCACAAGAAUGGCUACUUGGAAGAGCAGACCACAAAGCAGCCAUACUGCACACAGCACAACUCUUUCCUCGCAGAUCGAUUUGUCGAAGGAGAGUGCCCAUUGUGUGGCUACAACGAUGCGCGAGGAGAUCAAUGCGACAAAUGUGGGCAUUUGCUUGAUCCUCUGGACUUGAAGAAUCCACGCUGCAAGCUUGAUGGCGCAACACCGGAAGUGCGCGAGACGAAGCACAUGUACCUUCAGCUGGACAAGUUGCAGGACAAGACAGCAGAGUGGAACGCAAAGAGCCAGGUGGAGGGAUUGUGGAGCGAUAACGGUAUCAACAUCACAAACGCCUGGAUCAGAGAAGGGCUGAAGCCUCGAGGUAUCACGAGAGAUCUCAAGUGGGGAACGCCCAUCCCAUUGCCUGGAUACGACGACAAGGUUAUGUACGUGUGGUUCGACGCCUGUAUCGGAUAUGUCUCCAUCACAGCAAACUACACAGAGCACUGGGAGAAGUGGUGGCGGAAUCCGGAAAACGUUCAGCUGUACCAGUUCAUGGGCAAGGACAACGUGCCGUUCCACACCGUCGUCUUUCCAUCAUCACAGCUGGGAACAGGCGACAAGUGGACCAUGCUGAAUACUUUGUCAACAACCGAGUACCUCAACUACGAACGCGGAAAGUUUAGCAAGUCGAGAAAUAUCGGUGUCUUCGGCAACAGCGCGAAAGAGACUGGCGUGUCUCCUGACGUCUGGCGAUACUUCCUCCUCCUUCGACGACCCGAGACCUCCGACACCGAAUUCGAAUGGGAUGCUUUCAUUGCCGCCAAUAACAACGAGCUCGUCGCCAACUUUGGCAACUUCGUCAACCGCGUUCUCAAGUUCGUUAACUCAGCGAACUACGACAGCGUCAUCCCAGCUUGGCCCAAGGACAGCCUACCCGAAGAUGUGUCAACCGGUCUGAAGAAGCACAUCGCCGAUACAAAUGCGAAGGUGAAACAGUACAUUGCCGACAUGGACGCCGUGCAUCUCAAAGCUGGUCUGAUCACUGCUCGUGAGAUCUCAUCUCUGGGCAAUCUCCUUCUCCAGUCGAACCGACUCGACAACAACCUCUUCACGAACGAGCGCGCGCGAUGUGAUGCCGUCGUCAACAUUGCAGUGCAACACAUUCAUCUCCUCGCUUCUAUCAUCGCACCCUACAUGCCAGGCACAACAAAGAGCAUCCUUUCGCAACUGCAAGCGGAUUUGCUCAUCAUCCCUGAUGACUGGCAAGCGGAGAGCAUUCCUGCUGGUCACAAGAUCGGCAAGGCAGCACACUUGUUCAAGAACAUCAAGCCUGAGCAGGAACAAGUCUGGAAGGAGAUGUUUGGCGGUGAUGAGCUGAAGAAGGCAAAGGAAGAGGAAGCGAAGAAGAAGGCGGCGAGGAAAGCUGACAAGGAUAAGAAGAAGGCCAAGAAGGCCGCUGAGAGAGCGGCGGCGCAGGUGGAUGGUGCGGGUGAGGGAGUAGAGGCUUCGGCGAAGGAUGGCGCGGAGAAGCCUUCCGCGGAUGACGCGGUGAAGGAGGUGACAGAAGGUGUGAAGCAGGCCACGUUGCAGACAUCCUAGUGGGCGGUGUUGAAAUACGGCCUUUUGUGUUUUGCAUCCAAGAAGUGGAAUACGGGGGCGUUCCGUCGUGUUGGGAUUAGCGAUGAUGGUGGCUAUAGGCGUACUCACUUCUGCAGGCGGGAUGAUACAGAAUCCAAUGGAUUAUGCUACAGUAGCAAGCGGCAGAUGGCCGGUGCGACAGCAUCGUGCCCUCAAGUGACAGCACCGAUCUCAGACUCCUCGACUUUGCCCUUCUCUCUUCCGGUCUGCUUGGUUUGGUCAUCGCGCCUCCUUGGCUCCUUCACGUACAACAACGACAAACUCCUGCGUGUCCCUUUCCUGCCACGGUAAACAUCGAUCUUGUUACCAUACGCCGUGCGGCAAUGUAGCAUUGCCUCAGACGAUCGCCAGCAAACUUCGCCACACUCAUUUCUGCUCUCUCAAACAAUGGACGUCAAACUUCCACCCAAC